Molecule: messenger RNA, 671 nt
Organism: Macrobrachium nipponense
Lineage: Eukaryota; Metazoa; Arthropoda; Malacostraca; Decapoda; Palaemonidae
Exons: 5
Coding region: 177-671 (164 amino acids)
Source: RefSeq, a predicted model, not a curated record
ACGUAACCCCGUGACACUCGCAGACUAGCAUUAAAACCUAAUUAGAAGGACAGUCGGUGCACAGGGAAUCCCAGCAUCCUUCAGUGAGGGCUCGAGGCUGGCUCGGUCUAGGACAGAGCACGGCCAGGACCUGGUGGCAGUCGGUCUAACAUUGCCGGAGGUUCGACUGAACGAAGAUGACCAAGAUGGAGUGGUCUGCAGUCUUAUUAGUCUUUCUGUCCACGAUCAUGUGCACGACGGCAUUCGACAGCGACUGUCCAAUAGGCGACGCCGAAAUCUGCUCGACCGUUAUGUCAAACCAGCUGAACAUCACCGAAGUGAGAGGCGAAAUGGAUCAAGUUCUCGCAGACAUCAAGGACGAGCUUCGGAAAAACAGAGAGGACAUGAAGGAGCUCAUGGUCCACUUACAAAGGGACACAGCCCAGGAGGCUUUGAAAAUCGAAGAGCUCGCCAAAUGCCAGACACAGACCAGUGAGAAUGUCGAAGUCAGAUCGAAGCUCGAGACUAAGAAGAAGGAACUCAUGAAGGAGACGCAGAAGAAGUUGGACGCCCGCAACCAGUUGCAGGAGGAAGUGGAGUCCCUGAAGCAGAGGAAGGAAGCGGCCGCCUCCCUAGAAGAAGAUCCAGUGCCUGAAGGGUCAGAUCAAGAGUCGAGAGGAGCUGAUCGCUAA